Molecule: messenger RNA, 1525 nt
Organism: Prosopis cineraria
Lineage: Eukaryota; Viridiplantae; Streptophyta; Magnoliopsida; Fabales; Fabaceae
Product: RING-H2 finger protein ATL13-like
Exons: 1
Source: RefSeq, a predicted model, not a curated record
AAUGGGCAGAAGCAGAACCUUGUUAGGAGUGAAAGGAGCCAACUUUUUGUCUCCCUCACAACCCCCACCAUAUUGCUUGCGCCUCCCAACGUUGUUGGAUCUGAAGAUUCCAACGUAAAAGACAGCGUCAGCCCCAGUGUACUCCUCAUCAUCAUCAUCCUCGCCAUCGUCUUCUUCCUCUCUGGUUUGCUCCACCUUCUUGUUCGGUAUCUAUGGAGGCCCCAGACCAGAGACCCGGACGAUCCGGACGACGUUACUGUUCUUCAGGGACAGCUUCAGCAACUGUUCCACCUCCACGAUUCCGGGGUCGACCAAUCCUUCAUUGACACCCUCCCUGUCUUCCUCUACAAGGCCAUCAUCGGACUCAAGAACCCUUUCGAUUGCGCCAUUUGUUUGUCCGAAUUCGAGCCGGAGGACAAGCUCCGAUUGUUGCCCAAAUGCAGCCACGCGUUCCAUAUGGAGUGUAUCGACACGUGGCUCUUGUCUCACUCGACCUGCCCUAUCUGUCGAGCCUGCUUGCUCAAUGACUUCUCCUCUGGCAACACAUGUUCCCCCAUUGUUCUGGUCCUUGAAUCUGGGAGUGACAACUCCUCCAGAGAGAUUGCCCCAGAAACCGACGAAAUCGGAUCCAGGUCGACCCGCUUGGACUCGAAUCACGAUUCGGGUGAAGUGGUCACCGUGAAGCUGGGAAAGAUCAGGAACGUCGAUGAUAACAAUGGUGAAGGUAGUAGCACGGACAAUAACGCAGAUGCAAGAAGGUGUUUCUCUAUGGGGUCGUUUGCUUAUGUGAUGGACGAGAGUUGUUCGCUUCAGGUACCCAUUAGAGCACGAAUCAAGAAGAGGCAUGUUUUGCGUUUCACUCCAGGUCACAGACUUGCAAUGUCAGAGUGUGACUUAGAAUCCAGAAGGGAUUUCAGAUUCUCUAGUUUAGAUGGGAACAGAGUUGAAGAAACUGCGAAUCCAAGAUCCGGGGCUAUUACCAGAAAAGAGAGCUUCUCGGUGUCGAAGAUUUGGCUCCGGGAGAAGAAACGGAAGAGGAAUGGGAUUGAGGAUUCGUCGAGGAGGGCCAUGUCGUUCCGGUUUCCGUUGCAGAGAAACGACGACGACGACGACGCUUUGAAGGAGAAGAAUGGGAAAUUAGAAUCGAGAAGCACGAUUUCUGAGAUGGAUAUCACAAAAUGGGAAAAUGGAGGAGGAGGGAGUGAAUUUGGAUAUGAUGAUGAAAACCAGAGCUGUUACAGUGUAGAUUCGCAGGCGAUUAGAGCUCCUUCUUUUGCAAGAAGAACUCUGCUUUGGCUCACCGGAAGACAGGGCAAGGUUGUUCAUUCAUCCCCUGCUUCCGGCGAGUUGUAGUUAGUUUUUCUGUAAAACAUUUGAACCAUUUUUUGGGUCCCCGGUUCUAAAAUAUUCAGUCUAGAUGAAUGGUUAAAGUAGUGGAUCAGGCAAAAGAGGUAUAUGAAUUCUGGGAUUUCAAAUCCAACACCUCUGUUUCUGUUUCAUUGAGAAUGUUACGCCUUGUAUCGUU